GUAUUUUUUAAAACACUACAUAACAUUCUCUUAUUCAUUUUGUUUUUGUUGAGGAAGUUUUUAUUUUAAAAUUUUAGAACCAUGCAAUGUAUUAAACUUUAUAGAAUUAACAACAAUUUGAAACUCUUUUAAGUGUUGUGACAAAAAAAAAAAACUCUAUUUUGUUAAAAAAGAGUCACCAAUAAUGGUUGUGAUGAGUCUAAGACAACUGACUCAGGAACAAACUUCGAAGUAAAUAAAUAGGCGUUGAGUCCAGAAUAUUAUAGUAGAUAUAAACCAAUAUUGUCAGAGAAAAUAUGGCUCAGGCCACUGGAAAAGUGUGUGUGACAGGAGCCGGGGGCUACCUUGUCUCUUGGGUUGUCAAGCAACUUCUCUCCAACAACUACACAGUCCAUGGCACCGUUAGACAGCCUGAGAAUGCCAAAUAUGCCCAUUUGAAUCAACUUGAGGGAGCAUCCCACAACCUCCAACUCUUCAAGGCUGAUCUUCUUGAUUACGAUUCUCUUUGUUCCGCCAUUGCUGGCUGCACCGGUGUCUUCCAUGAUGCCUCUCCUGUUCCCACCACCGUUGUUUCGAAUCCUCGGGUGGAAGUGAUUGAACCGGCCGUAAAGGGCACACUUAAUGUGCUUAAAGUAUGUGUUGAAACCAAGGUUAAACGAGUUAUUGUUGUGUCCUCUAGAGGUGCUGUUGCAUUCAACCCUAGGUGGCUGGUGGGUCAAAUCAAGGAUGAGGCUUGUUGGCAGAGACUGAAGGAAGGUACAUAUGCAUGGCUCCUCAGAAGUAUAUUCCCUCAAUACGAUUAUCCUAAAAGAUUUAUUGAGGGAGGGGAGGAAGAUAUUCUUAGUUCAGAAAAAUUACAGAGGCUGGGUUGGAGCUAUCGGCCCUCGGAAGAAACUCUUGUGGAUGCCAUUGGGAGCUAUAAGAAGACUGGAAUUGUUGUUCCAAUAGGGUCGAAAGCGUGUAAAUUAUUGUACUAAAAAUCACACAAAGUUCAAUUCCUAGAGAAGAGAGGUGGAUCACAAGGAUCUUUUAAAUACCAAGUCUUUCCUUAGUCAGAA
Messenger RNA from Gossypium arboreum, 1058 nucleotides. Its product is annotated as cinnamoyl-CoA reductase 1-like. The record is from RefSeq and is a predicted model, not a curated record. NCBI's taxonomy places the organism in Eukaryota, Viridiplantae, Streptophyta, Magnoliopsida, Malvales, Malvaceae. The transcript has 5 exons. Bases 297 to 977 code for a protein of 226 amino acids. Gene Ontology annotation, molecular function: oxidoreductase activity, acting on the CH-OH group of donors, NAD or NADP as acceptor.